This is a messenger RNA of Megalobrama amblycephala (Wuchang bream), 1076 nucleotides long. RefSeq names its product myoglobin (gene mb). The coding region runs from base 154 to 597 and encodes 147 amino acids. Gene Ontology annotation, biological process: oxygen transport. Gene Ontology annotation, molecular function: oxygen binding; heme binding. Gene Ontology annotation, cellular component: extracellular exosome. The record is from RefSeq and is a predicted model, not a curated record. Lineage: Eukaryota; Metazoa; Chordata; Actinopteri; Cypriniformes; Xenocyprididae. The transcript has 4 exons.
CAAGGAGAGGGACAGUGUGAUUGACAGGUGAUGUCACAAAGACGCAGUAUAAAAGUUGAAUGUGGAGCAAAACUGAUAAUCUGAGUUUAUUUGGGGAGAUUUCCAAACCCACAACCAGUCACACACUCUUCAGAGAGGACGCUGAUAUCGACGAUGGCCGAUCAUGAGCUGGUUCUGAAGUGCUGGGGAGCCGUGGAGGCCGACUACACGGGUCACGGAGGACAGGUUCUGACCCGUUUGUUUAAGGAGUAUCCGGACACGCAGAAGCUCUUCCCGAAGUUUGCGGGCAUCGCUCAGUCUGAUCUGGAGGGAAACGCGGCGGUGGCGGCUCACGGCGCGACCGUGCUGAAGAAGCUGGGCGAGCUGCUGAAGGCCAAAGGGGAUCACGCUGCCAUUCUUAAACCGCUGGCCAACACGCACGCCAAAACACACAAGAUCGCCCUCAACAACUUCAGGCUGAUCACGGAGGUCCUGGUGAAGGUGAUGGCGGAGAAGGCCGGUCUCGACGCCGCGGGUCAGAGCGCGCUGAGGAAAGUGAUGGACGUCGUCAUCGGCGACAUCGACGGCUACUAUAAGGAGGUCGGAUUCGCCGGUUAAAGGAUCCCAAGAAAACUGGGGUCUAGAAGAAGCGCUUGGCUUGUUGUUGCUGAUAGUGAAUAGUAGUUACUGUGCAGCUAAUCAGAUUAAAAACUAUCCACAGAGAACAAAUCAUAUUUAAAACCAGAAUACACAUGCAACCGUGUUUGUUAUUGUAUGCAAAUGUGCUUUGGAAUGAACAGAGCCAAUCACGUCGAGUUUAGAGCGUCACCUGAUCUGAUGAUGCCAUCAUAACAGUGAUUUUGGAUGUGUUAGGGUCUCAGGAGGAGCGUCUAAACUUCAUGUGAAUUGCAAGUGAUUGCACAUUAAAAUAUCUUUAAUUUGGGAAAUGAUCAAUGGAAAUGAAAUUGAUGCUUCUCUUAUUUUGUUUCUCUGCACCUGCUUUGUCUUCAUUAUAACCUGCAUUAUAAACCAUAUUCAAGAUUAUGCUUUUGUAAUGCAACACUUAUCAAUAAACAUUGCUUUUACCUGCUGAAAAA